Messenger RNA from Sebastes umbrosus (honeycomb rockfish), 1246 nucleotides. Its product is annotated as phospholipase A2-like. Gene Ontology annotation, molecular function: phospholipid binding; calcium ion binding. The record is from RefSeq and is a predicted model, not a curated record. The transcript has 4 exons. Gene Ontology annotation, biological process: lipid catabolic process; phospholipid metabolic process; arachidonate secretion. NCBI's taxonomy places the organism in Eukaryota, Metazoa, Chordata, Actinopteri, Perciformes, Sebastidae. The coding region runs from base 406 to 855 and encodes 149 amino acids.
ACCAAGCUGUGCCAAUUGACUCACCUGGCACUACUCUCAUGAUCCAACCCCCACACCUCUCACUCUCCUGCGGCUGAAUGCCAACAAUGCUCAUCUCCUCAGGUUUAAAUUAAGUCUUUAACAUAACUUGUAAUUGGUAUAUCUAGUGCUCCCCCCACCCCACAUGGAGCCCUUACCCCAAGGCUGAGCAACAUUAAGUCUAAACAGAACAUCGAACACAACGCUCAGGGUUCAGAGUGUGUGUGAGAAUUUGACCUGCUUUUACAUAUGCUGGCUUGUGUUUGUUGAGACCCUGUGACGUAUGAACAGCUGACACAGCAGCUCCUAAGGUCCCAUACUUGAUAUAAAAAGAGGACCUGAUAUUAGAGUUAGAGCUUCUCUGUGACUUGCCCUCUGACUUACACGAUGAAUACCCUCCAGGCUCUGUUUCUCUUGGCUGCAGGCCUCUCUGUUGCCCACUCAAUGGACUACAGGGCACUCCUCCAGUUCAGAGCUAUGAUGCUGUGCGUGAUGCCUGAUAGCUGGCCUGUUUUUGACUACGCCGACUACGGCUGCUACUGCGGCAAGGGAGGCUCCGGCACGCCUGUGGAUGAUCUGGAUAGGUGCUGUCAAGUGCAUGACCAGUGUUACACUGAUGCAAUCCAACACCCUGAGUGCUGGCCUAUCGUCAACAAUCCGUACAUCGAGCUCUAUGACUACACCUGCGAUGCGAAAAACAAGAAAGUCACCUGUGACAGCAAUAACAACGCAUGUGAGAUGUUCAUUUGUGAGUGUGACAGGAAGGCCGCAGAGUGUUUCGUCGUAUCACCUUGGAACCCUGACUACGAGCACCUCCCCGGCGAACACUGUCAGUAAAGACAGCUAAAGAUUAAGUGGCAGAUCGAUUGGAUCCUUGUCUCAUUAGAAAUAUUCACCUAAUACAUUCACACAUGCACGUAUUGUGAUUUGUGUAUGGGAGAUUACUGUGAUUUUGGUGACCUAUAACCAUCCAUCUUUCCCUCAAUGUGCUGAACCACUCUUGUUGGGUUUAUAAUUGAGAAGUUAUCCUGAUAAUAAACAGUUUGAUUUGCAUUUGUCAUUAUACCUCUCAUGCUGUUUUAACCAUAGAGGGCACUAGAGUCUAGCUUUUUCUUUCCUAGUUUGCAGGAUGAAACCGGCAGUACAGUACAGCAUAAACUCACAGUAUCUGUAGUCCCAUAUACUGUAUGUAAUAUUUGCAUUUAAUCAAAUAAUGAAAAUAAAUUUG